AAAACAGCCAGAACCCCAGGUGAGCAGAGACCAGCUUUUCCGUCUAUUUUCUGUGUCAUCACGCCAUGGAAGCUCUGAGUUCCUCUGCAACGAUCAUAGCUGCUUCAUCGUCAUCUCCAUCGAUUUUCUCCCCAAGGAAAAGAGACUCACCAAGAUUCCUUCGAGUCAAUGUUUCUCCAAAAGAUAACGGGAACGAUUCCGAUGUCCGAUCCGAAUCGGAUGAGUCAAGCUUGGUUCCCAUCCUGACGAAUCGUACUCUCUCGAAGGAUGCGGCGAUGGGGUUGGUUCUGAGUGCGGCGUCGGUGAGAGGUUGGACGACGGACUCUGGUAUGGAAGGUCCUUCGGUUCCGGCGGCGGCGGAGGCCGGAUCCAGUACGGAGAGGAUCUCAACCUUCCCGUGGUCCCUCUUCACCAAAUCGCCACGUCGAAGGAUGCGCGUUGCCUUCACUUGCAAUGUUUGCGGUCAGCGGACCACUCGUGCCAUCAAUCCUCAUGCUUACACCGAUGGAACCGUUUUCGUCCAGUGCUGUGGAUGCAAUGUGUUUCAUAAACUGGUGGACAAUCUGAAUCUUUUUCAUGAGAUGAAGUGCUACGUGAACCCGAGCUUCAAUUACAGUGAUCCAAGAGGGGAUGUGGGCUUCAAGUAUCUUGAUAUGGAUGAUGAUAAUAACAAUGACGUCUUUCCUAUCUUUUGAGAUGCAUGUGUAGAAAACAGAAAUUGGGUCUGUGGUGGAGGGCAGGACUUUGAGACGGGUGGUUUAGGUGGUGUAUUGAGAUGAGCGGGUAGGCGUGGUCCUUAUGUCUAAAAUAUCAUCUACAUUGCAUAAGAACUGGCUAGGAAAGCAAUGCAAAGGAAUCUUUUGAACCUCAUAAUCGUUUAAAAAAACUAGGUCUCCGAAAUGAAUUGUUUGUUUCCUAUUAAAAUACGAAUUUCAAGUUUUGCUGUUGGAUAUUUAAGAUCAUGCUUAUAUUUGGAACGGUGUGUAAUAGAAUAUGGUUAUGGGAAAUCUAUCCCAUUUCUCAUUUUAGUACUUUCUAUGUUUGGAUGAUUUUAAAUUGCAGUCUCAUGAAGAGUUUUUUUCCUGUCAUUUUCAUUUUUAUCGUCGCUUUUAUUCCUAACGCACCAAACGCAGCCCAAGACACCUGGAGUUGUUAGCUACGGAUUUUUAUGAUAAUUUUCGGCUCAAUAAAAAAAAUUGUGGCGUGAAUUUGUGUACGAAUAGGAUGGUAGUGGAGCCAUUUAUUUAUUUAUUUGGGUCGUGCUUA
This is a messenger RNA of Vitis riparia (riverbank grape), 1266 nucleotides long. RefSeq lists its product as uncharacterized. The transcript is spliced from 5 exons. Gene Ontology annotation, biological process: protein stabilization; protein import into mitochondrial matrix; protein folding. Gene Ontology annotation, molecular function: protein-folding chaperone binding; zinc ion binding. Lineage: Eukaryota; Viridiplantae; Streptophyta; Magnoliopsida; Vitales; Vitaceae. The record is from RefSeq and is a predicted model, not a curated record. Gene Ontology annotation, cellular component: mitochondrion. The coding region runs from base 66 to 695 and encodes 209 amino acids.